AUGGACUACACCACCAAGAAACACGACUCUUUUCCAUCUACUAAAACGACUCUUUCUUACUGGAUUGGCGAGGCUGAUCCCAAGUACGCUAAGCACCGUACAACAUCUCAGCUGCCUGAAGAAAUUGAUAUCCUGAUCAUUGGUGCAGGUUACAGCGGUGCUGCUGUUGCGUACAACUUGCUAUCCCAUCAGAAGACAAAGGAAAAAGUUCUCCUGCUGGAUGCUAGAGACCUGUGCUCCGGAGCUACUGGAAGAAACGGUGGACACAUAAGAAGUUACUACCAUCAUGAUCAGUAUGAGUUCACCAAAAAGUAUGGCGCAAAGAUUGCUGCUGACAUCUCUUUAUUUGAACACUACGAGCUCGAUAAAGUUGAGAGUCUGGUGAAGAAACACAAUAUUGAUUGUGAUUUCGUUAUGAGAAAAGCCUAUCAGACGUACGAUGAUCCAUCGAUCGCUCGUGAAGGAUUGAGAGACUACUACUAUUUCUUACAAAACCCUCACAUUCCUAAGGAUGUUAAGGACUCUGUUAGGCUUGUCUUUGACGAACAAUCAAGGGAAGAGCACGAGCGCACUGCUUUUGGAGUCUACACUCCAACUUCUUCUGUUUGGCCAUACAAGCUCGUUUGCGGGCUCAUUGAGAUAGCACUUUCGAAGGGCCUGAAUCUUCAAACUAACACCCCAGUUGAAGAGUUGCAGAGAAUGGACGAUAACACCUGGGUUGCCAAAACCUGUCGUGGUAACGUGCACGCUAAGAAAGUCGUCGUCACCACGAAUGCUUACACCAGGUCGAUCUUGCCAGAAUUUUCUGCUAAGAUUCUUCCAGUCAAGGGUGUCGUGUCUCAUUUGAAGACCGAGUCCAACAAAACCUUGAAAACUAACAUGAUCCACGGAUUACCAGAGGAGAUCGACUACAUCAGUGUCCGUCAGGACGGAUCAUUGAUCAUUGGUGGAGGUGCUUCCAGUUAUUCCUCAUACCAUCUCAAGCAAACAAUGGUGAACAAUACUGACGACUCCUACUUCCCCAAAGAGGCAGGAGAGCAUUUUGUUGGGUACCCUAAUAGAAACUACAAGUCUCUUGAAACCGUGAAAUUUGUCAAUGAUUACACAUGGACAGGAGUCAUGGGAUUCACUGAGGACAAUUUCCCAUUUGUGGGAGACAUGACUCCGUUUGGACGUCCAAACAUGUUCAUUUCUGCCGGAUUCACCGGUCAUGGUAUGCCCCGGAUUUUAAGUUGCUCCACGUACCUGAGUGAGCUGAUCCUCGGCAAGAAGCCAAAAACCGAAAUUCCAGAGCCAUUCAAAAUAUCGCUGGAUCGAAUGAGUCGUGUCGAUACUCCAUACUUCGAGCGUUUGCUCGGUGCCUCAGCUAAUACCAAGCUAUAA
Molecule: messenger RNA, 1383 nt
Organism: Ogataea philodendri
Lineage: Eukaryota; Fungi; Ascomycota; Pichiomycetes; Pichiales; Pichiaceae
Exons: 1
Coding region: 1-1383 (460 amino acids)
Cellular component (GO): cytoplasm
Molecular function (GO): oxidoreductase activity
Source: RefSeq, a predicted model, not a curated record